UCACACCGGAAGUCCACGUCAGUCCUCAGAAAGGGAGACGAAGUUAACCCGGACCUGCGCGACCCGACCUGGACCCACCUGAACCCGACCCAGUCCGAUCCUGACCCGCUCCGACCCGACACGUCUCUUCCGGACUCAUGGAGGAGGCCACGCGCAGGGCCGCGUCACAGAUUCCGCUGCUGAAGACGCACGCGGGGCCGAGGGAGCGCGCCCUGUGGCCGGCGCGCCUGAAGGAGGAGUACCAGGCCCUGAUCCGGUUCGUGGAGCAGAACAAGGCGGCGGACAACGACUGGUUCCGCCUGGAGUCCAACCCGGACGGGACGCGCUGGACCGGAACCUGCUGGUUUAUCCACGAGCUGCUGCGCUACGAGUUCCGACUUGAGUUCGAGAUCCCGGUCACCUACCCGGACACCGCGCCCGAGGUGGCGAUCCCGGACCUGGACGGCAAGACCGCAAAGAUGUACCGGGGCGGCCGGAUCUGCCUCACCGAACACUUCGCGCCGCUCUGGGCUCGCAACGCGCCGCGCUUCGGGCUGGCGCACCUGAUGGCGCUGGGACUGGGACCCUGGUUGGCCGUGGAGGUCCCCGACCUCAUCAGCAAGGGGCUGGUGGUCCAUCAGGAGGGGCAGCGCGAGGCGGCAGCGGCGGAGUGACCGGAGGACCCGGGGGGGACCGGAGAGAGACUGUGGGACUAGAGGGACCUCUGAGUGAGACAUGAAACCAGGACCUGGUCUGGUGUUGACUCCUGUAGAUCUUCAGUAAAGAUUCGGUCUGUGACUGACUGAUGAUUUAUUUUGAUAAUUUAAAUGUUGGAUCAUAAAGUGAAUAAAGAUGAUCAGUCUGGAGGUGAAAUGUUUAUUUGUUUUCAACGACAUAAACAUCAAACUGCUCAGUGCCGCCAUGUUUGUUUACACCUGCAGCUCCUCCGGUAACACGUGAUAAUGCUCUUUAACCCUUUAGCCGUCGGUGGUGUGGUGGUCCAAGGGUCGGAGGUUCGACUCCGGCCUGAGGCUCUUCUAUGUGGAAUUUCCAUGUUUUUCCCGUGUCAUUGUGUGUUCUCUCUAGUUCUCCAGCUUCCUCCCACAGUCCAGAAACAUCCAGCUAGGAUUAAUUGGGGACUCUUAAUUGCCCGUAGGCGUGAAUGAGAGCGUGUUUCUA
Centropristis striata (black sea bass) is the source of this 1158-nucleotide messenger RNA. RefSeq names its product ubiquitin-fold modifier conjugating enzyme 1 (gene ufc1). Lineage: Eukaryota; Metazoa; Chordata; Actinopteri; Perciformes; Serranidae. Gene Ontology annotation, molecular function: UFM1 conjugating enzyme activity. Bases 138 to 653 code for a protein of 171 amino acids. The transcript has a single exon. Gene Ontology annotation, biological process: protein K69-linked ufmylation. The record is from RefSeq and is a predicted model, not a curated record. Gene Ontology annotation, cellular component: cytoplasm.